This is a messenger RNA of Paraphaeosphaeria sporulosa, 860 nucleotides long. RefSeq lists its product as uncharacterized. The transcript is spliced from 2 exons. The record is from RefSeq and is a predicted model, not a curated record. NCBI's taxonomy places the organism in Eukaryota, Fungi, Ascomycota, Dothideomycetes, Pleosporales, Didymosphaeriaceae. Bases 53 to 601 code for a protein of 182 amino acids.
AAUUUCACCACACCGGCCGACUCCCCCCUCACCCGGCACCCCAUCAACAACGAUGGCCGUAGUCAACGGGACAGACAACGACAACGACACUGCCACCAUGACACGCUCCUCCGUAAUCGAGGUAGAAGACAUCCCCGACGCCAUCCUUGAUCCUGCUCCCGAAAACAUUAUCCAUUUUAAGGGCAACCUUGUCCUCGUCGUUGGCAGCUCCGACCGUCAACGCUCCAUUCUCGUGCAAGCCGAGACAAUCGAGCACUUCGGCCAGCCGUGGCAAGAGGUCAUAAAGGACUCUAAUCGCGAACGCCUUCUCUCCGUGCGGCGCACAUCCCACCUCCCCGACGACGACGCAGACAUGAUGCUCGUGCUAAUGUACCUAUCCCACUCGUGGCACGUGGGCAAAGUUCCCAAAGAAGUUUCCUUCCAGCAACUCCUGGCCAUGACACGAAUCUGCGAGAAGUACGACAUGAACGCGCAGGUGUCGCCGUUCGUAAGGCGGUGGAUUGUUCCGCAUCAGGACAAGCUGCUGAGUCCCGGGAGGGAGGAGUGGCUGUUUAUUGCGCACCAGUUCGGGCUCGAGCGCCAUUAUAUUACGCUGGCGUAGCAUCUGGUGUUGGGUUGUCGGACGGAAGGGGGUAGAAUGUUGUUUCCGCCGGGGAGAGCGGAGAAGCUGGAAGGGUUGGUCCCGGAUGGUGCGCUCGUCGAGAUCCGACGGAAACGCAUAAAGGCGCUCUCCACUGUUCUCGAUAUUGUCUACAAGCAGAUCGAUCGUCUCGAGAACGGCAACACCUGCCGCGCCACGCUGUCACAGUCGCCAGGCGAGGAAACAGAAGCGUUGAUCGAGGCGGAGCGCGCGAUGUGCA